Molecule: messenger RNA, 4957 nt
Organism: Syngnathoides biaculeatus (alligator pipefish)
Lineage: Eukaryota; Metazoa; Chordata; Actinopteri; Syngnathiformes; Syngnathidae
Product: cGMP-dependent protein kinase 1
Exons: 19
Coding region: 305-2311 (668 amino acids)
Biological process (GO): protein phosphorylation
Molecular function (GO): cGMP-dependent protein kinase activity; ATP binding
Source: RefSeq, a predicted model, not a curated record
GCCAGUGGGGGAGGGCGGACGAGUUCGCGGCCGAAGAAGAGCCACGAAGAGAGAGGCUGCUGUCAUUUGGGUUUUUGUCAAUGAGACAUCAGACCUCCUCCCUUCCUCCCUCCCGAGAAGAGAAGAGAAGAGAAGAGAAGAGAAGGGGAAGCUUCGGCGGGGUAACGUCGCUCCAUCCGGCCGCUGAACGCCACGCUUUGCUCGGCUCAUCCCAACAAGUGGAGCCGGUGCCGGUGCUGUAGGAGAAAGUUGAGCGCGCGGCUGGGAGAGCAAAAGAAAACAAAACAAAACAAAACAAGCAAGCAUGAGCAACCUGGACGAGGACUUCGCCAAGAUCCUCCUGCUCAAGGAGGAGAGGAUCCGCGAGCUGGAGAGGCGCCUGCUGGACCGCGACGACGAGGUGCAGGAGCUCAAGAGGAAGCUGCACAAGUGCCAGUCGGUGCUGCCCAGCGCGCAACUUCUGGGCCCGAGGACCCGGCGAGCCCAGGGGAUCUCGGCCGAGCCCCAGACCCACCAGGACGUGUCCAGGCACACCUUCCGCAAAUACGCCAAAACCGACUGGUCUAAGGACCUGAUCAAAGAGGCCAUCCUGGACAACGACUUCAUGAAGAACCUGGAGCUGUCGCAGAUCCAAGAGAUCGUGGACUGCAUGUAUCCUGUGGAGUACGGGAAGGACAGUUGCAUCAUCAAGGAGGGCGACGUGGGUUCGCUGGUGUACGUCAUGGAAGACGGGAAGGUGGAGGUGACGAAGGAGAGCCUGAAGCUGUGCACCAUGGGCCCGGGGAAGGUGUUCGGAGAGCUGGCCAUUCUCUACAACUGCACCAGGACCGCGACUGUCAAAACGCUGACGAACGUGAAGCUGUGGGCCAUCGACCGCCAAUGUUUCCAGACCAUCAUGAUGCGGACGGGUCUCAUCAAGCACACGGAGUAUAUGGAGUUUUUAAAAAGCGUUCCCACCUUCCACAGCCUUCAGGAGGACAUCCUGAGCAAGGUCGCCGACGUCCUUGAGGAGACCCAUUACGAGGACGGCGAGUACAUCAUCAGGCAGGGGGCAAGAGGGGACACCUUCUUCAUCAUCAGCAAAGGAAAGGUUAACGUGACCCGGGAGGACUCGCCCAACGGAGAACCCGUCUACCUGCGCAGCCUGGGGAAGGGAGACUGGUUCGGGGAGAAGGCGCUGCAAGGGGAAGACAUCAGGACUGCCAAUGUUAUUGCAGCAGAAGCGGUUACCUGCCUCGUCAUUGAUCGAGACUCAUUCAAGCACCUGAUUGGAGGCUUGGAAGACGUGUCCACCAAAGGUCAUGAAGAUGUUGAUGCCAAAGCAAAGUACGAAGCCGAGAACGCGUUUUUCUUCAAUCUCAAUCUGGCGGAUUUCAACAUCAUCGACACUCUGGGGGUCGGCGGCUUUGGUCGCGUGGAGCUGGUUCAGCUCAAAAGCGACGAGACCAAAACCUUUGCCAUGAAGAUCCUCAAGAAGCGGCACAUCGUCGACACCAGGCAACAGGAGCACAUUCGCUCGGAGAAACUCAUCAUGCAGGAGGCUCACUCUGAUUUCAUUGUUAGACUCUAUAGAACGUUCAAGGACAGCAAGUACCUCUACAUGCUGAUGGAAGCUUGCCUCGGAGGAGAACUGUGGACCAUUCUUCGAGACCGAGGUUCAUUCGAGGACUCGACCACCAGGUUUUACACUGGCUGCGUGGUGGAGGCCUUCGCCUACCUACAUUCCAAAGGCAUCAUCUACCGAGACCUCAAACCCGAAAACCUUAUACUGGAUCACAGGGGUUACGCCAAACUGGUGGACUUUGGUUUCGCCAAGAAAAUCGGUUUUGGGAAGAAAACGUGGACUUUCUGCGGGACGCCCGAGUACGUAGCGCCCGAGAUCAUCCUGAACAAGGGCCACGACAUCUCCGCCGAUUACUGGUCACUUGGGAUCCUCAUGUUCGAGCUCCUGACUGGCAGCCCUCCGUUCUCUGGCCCCGAUCCAAUGAAGACCUACAACAUCAUCCUGAGAGGCAUCGACAUGAUCGAAUUCCCAAAGAAAAUCACCAAAAAUGCUGCCAACUUAAUCAAAAAGCUAUGCAGGGAUAAUCCUUCUGAACGACUGGGAAACUUGAAAAACGGUGUCAAGGACAUCCAAAAGCACAAGUGGUUUGAGGGCUUUAACUGGGAGGGCUUGAAGAAGGGGACGCUGACGCCGCCCAUCAUCCCCAACGUCACGUCGGCCGUCGACACGAGUAACUUCGACAGCUUCCCGGAGGACAACGAGGACCCGCCGCCCGACGACAACUCGGGCUGGGACGUCGAUUUCUGAAGCUCCCCUUCGAGCUCCCCCCCCCCCCCCCACGACGGGACCAGAAGAAACUCUUCUUUUGUCGGAAUGGAGGCCACGCCGAGGACGUGGCUACGUGGUAAAAAAAAAAUCAAAACAAAAGCAGAUAUGGAGAAGAAGUAUAAAUGUAGAUUUAACGGAUGGGUGGAUGGAUGGAUGGCACGCCCGACCGGGUCACCGAUAUGCCUUUAUUUCACUGUGGCCCCGGGGGUCAAGCAUUUAUAGCGGGACAGCUGUAGCACAUGUUCAGUGUUGUCUUACACUCAGCUCUGAGGCGGACAAAAGUGCAGGGAUACACUUGCACGCGCACGCAAAAAAAAAAAAAAAAAAAAACAAAUUAAAAUAACGCGGCUGACGACGGCGCACGUCGACCGGCUGGCGAAUGUUUCUUUGUAUUUUCUCGUCGUUCUUUUUAUUUUAUUUUAUUUUUUAGGAUUAAAAAAAAAUAAUAAACAGUUUGUGAACAUGUAAAAAAAAAAUUGUCGUGUUCCGAUCAUCUGCUGGCUUUCUGCGGUCGCUUCUGUUGUACUACAAGUGCUCUCUCGACUAACCUGAAUGUCACCGAUUGCCGCAUUACAUAAUCUUGAAGGUUUUAAAGGAGACAUAUUAUGCAUUCUUCCCCCCACCCCCACAAAAAAAAUGUUUUUAUUGGAGAUUUCUGAAGACUCUCAGACCUCAUAGCUGGAGAUAAAUAUUAAAAAAAAAAGAAAGAAAAUGCGCCCGCGCAAAGCCGCCUCUGGCGAUCUGGUCCCAAAUUGCUAACUGUCAUGUCGUGAUCCGAGCCGCUUAUUCCCACAAGGGUUGCGGGAAAGCCGGAGCCCAUCCCAGCUGGCUUCGGGCGAAUUACGCCCUGAACCGGUCGCCGGUCAGUCGCAGGGCAGAUACCGACGCCAUCACUGUCAUCUUACCUCUUACCUUCGAACACACAGCCUUGUGUUUGUCGAUAUUGUCCACAUUUAGUUGUACGCGAGCCAUAAUCCAUCGUAGGUACUUCGUCAAUCGUGUUUUAGGCUUUGGAAAAUGAAUCAAGCGGGCCCCUUGCAACCGAGCCGGAUAUCUUUCGUCAGAAUCGCACGUUCCCCAAGCGCAUCUGAAGACCAUUUCCUUCGUAACGUUAACUUUUCCAAGCGCACGCUACUGACCACCAGUAUUGCUUGUGGGACAAUACGGCGAGAGGGGCGUGUCAAGACAAUGCAGCUUUCUGAUUGGCUAUUUUUGUACGAGUGAUUGACAGGUCGGAAUGGUCCAUUGCGUACUCAUUGCGGUUUAGCUAAAUGUACGAGCGUCGAAACAGGAACCCGCCCUCAUUCAGGCAAGUUUUCAUAAUAUGUCCCCUUUAAGGUACACCAUAAACACACAAAAAGCACAAUAGUGUGCGGAGCCUCCCCAAAGUGCCCCGUUCCCGACGUGGCCCGUCACGCACGGCCGACACGACAAAUGAAAGCAUUUCCGCGAGGUAACGCCGUCGCCCGACGCGCGCUCGAAACGCCCCCCGCGCAUUUUAUUUUCAGGCCGCGCUCCGAAAUGUCGUUCGCAACGUCGCGCGAGGACGCUUCGAACGCUCGGCCGCCCGUCGUCCUCCGUCGCGCUUGUACGGCUCCAACUGUGAACCAGGUGUCGAUCCAUAUCUUCGGCGCUGUUAUUGAUUCAUAACCGCAAAAAGAGACGGUGACGUGACAGUAUUGCUAGGUUGUCGUUUUUUUUUUUUUCAAUUUUUACUAUUAUUAUCUCCUUUCUUUUGCUCGGUUUUCUUUAUUAUUACAAUUGGAUAUUUGGUGAUCCCCCCCCCCCCCCCCGGGCAUAAUAUUUAAAAACGAUUUUGAUCAUUUUGCCACUCGCCUCUCACGUCCCAACAAUCAAGAGCAUAAAAUGGAAGUGCCUUAAAUGGACGCCAUACAAAUGAUCAUCACAAGGCCUUUUUCGAUGCUGCAUGAACAUAAAAACUGCAAAGUUUACUUCAAAGUACGCCUCACCCGAAAUAUCGUUUCUUUUGCGUUCCGCCGCGUAAAAAUUAAAAAUCCAUCGCACCCGACUGCAAUGACACGCUUUUCACGUCCACGUGGAAUCGAAAUAUGGAAGCAGGAAUGAUUUGCAGUUGCGAACCUCCAUUUUGAUUUCAUUUCGAUAUCCGGGUCGUCCAGUUUCGUACACGCCGCCGCGUCGAGGAAAGAAAUAAAACGGCAGCGUUAAAUAGGCACAAGUAUUUAUGAUGAUGAUUGCGAUUAUUACGGCAGGUUUUGUUUUUUCGUCCUUAUGAUAUUUUACGCUUGUCGACUCUUCGGGACCGCCCGCGUGAAAAGGAAUCGAGUGGAACGCGACGGUCGUUCCGUUUGCUCCCCAAAAUGCAGUAAAUGGUAGUUGUGUUAUUGUUAAUUUAUUAUUAGUCUUAAUUUCAAUACCGGAAGGCAAUUGGGUUCAAAUGUUUUUUUUUCUUCUUUUUUUUAAAUACAUGAUUAUCUCAAACAUUGAUAAGUGAGCGCAUUUAUGUCAUAUUUGGACCACCUUCUCUGCAAUGUCCAUCUUGCCAGAUAUUUGCCUUGUGUUGUUCAAGUUUUGUUUUGUUGCUGUAAAUUAAUUUUUCAAAGUGCCACGUGUAUGAGUUUUCUUUUUCUGAAUUAUAGAAUUUAA